UCUCCAGACUACCUCCACAAGUUCGGGUACCUGCAGGCGGGGCGGCCCGAGGUGCAGAAUUUAGUGUCGGGCGUCGACGCCGAGUACUACGAGGACGACUUCAGGAUCGCGAUCAAAACGCUGCAGGAAUUUGGCGGAAUACCGGUGACAGGCGAAGUCGACGAGGCCACGAAAGAGCUCCUCAGUAAGAGACGGUGUGGGCGGCCCGACAGAGAAGGCUACGAAGAAAACUCCACCAGGAAGAAACGAUUUGCUUUUCAAGGAGCGACGUGGAAACAUACCAAUCUUACAUGGAGCCUGUCGUCAACGCGUCGCCCGGCCGCGCUGAGCGCAUACGGCACACGCAGUGUGCUGGCACGCGCCCUCGACGUGUGGGAGCAAGCCUCGCGGCUCACCUUCACGGAGAUCAACUCGGAUGACGCUGACAUCGUCGUGUCCUUUGCUAGAGGGCAACAUGGCGACGCGUACGCGUUCGACGGGCGCGGCUCGAUCCUGGCGCACGCCUUCUUCCCGGGCAGCGGGCACGGCGGCGACGCGCACUUCGACGACGACGAGCUGUGGCUGCUGCAGCCCAAGAACGAGGACGAAGAAGGGACCUCGCUGUUCGCGGUGGCCGCGCACGAGUUCGGGCACUCGCUGGGGCUCAGCCACAGCGCCGUGAAGGGCGCGCUCAUGUUCCCGUGGUACCAGGGCAUCCAGCCCAACUUCGUGCUGCCGGCCGACGACCGCAACGGCAUCCAGCAGAUGUAUGGUCCAAAAGAAAAGAGAGUAUGGGGAAAAAUACCUAACUGGACGCCGCCCAGGAGAACGCCUCCAACUACUACAACAACCACCACCACUACAACUAGAAGGCCACAUCACCAUCACCCCCACCACAACCCUAAUUGGCCUCACUACCAUCCACAAAAUCCUACAUACCCUACUUAUUACCCUGAGAAGCCACAGCGACCUCACAUACCCGAGCGGCCUCAUCGGAAUUCCAGUGAGGAGUACCCGCAGCGCCCGCACCCACGCCCCCGCCCUACGCCUCCUACUACCCGGCCGACCAGCUACCGACCCCGCUACCCGACCACGCGACCCGAGUACCCUACCUAUCCAAGACAGAACCCGACCAGGCCGUACCCGAACAAGCCGGCGUAUCAUCCCGAGAAACCCACAGCGAAGCCGACACCUUCCGACAAACCCGAUACUUGCGACACCAGCUAUGACGCCGUGGCACUUAUUCGUGGGGAACUGUUCAUAUUCAAGAAUAGAUAUCAUUGGAGGAUAGGGGCCCAUGGCCGAUACAAAGAAUAUCCCAUUGAAAUUUCAAGAAUGUGGACAGCAUUACCGAGAGACCUAACUCAUGUCGAUGCAGUCUACGAGAGACCGGACAAGAAAAUUGCAUUCUUUAUCGGUAAAGAACUGUACUUGUUCGAUGAAGUGAGUUUGGUCCGUGGCUACCCCAAACCUCUAACGGAUCUCGGUCUGCCCGAGAGCCUAGAGAAACUAGAUGCCGCGAUGGUUUGGGGCCACAACGGCAAGACGUACUUCUACAGUGGCACCAUGUAUUGGAAGUACGACGAAAAUGACGGGCGCGUGGAGCCAGAUUACCCGCGCGAUAUGUCAAUGUGGAAAGGCGUCGGCUACAAUAUAGACAGCGUCUUCCAGUGGAGAGAUGGGAAGACCUACUUCUUCAAAGGCAAGGGCUUCUGGAAGUUCAACGACCUGCAGAUGCGAGUAGAGCACGAACGCCAAUACGCUUCAGCGUCCUUCUGGAUGGGUUGCCCCGAGGAGCGCGUCGGGCGCCGCGCGCCGUUCCGCGCGCUGCCGGCGCCCGAGUCCACGCUGCGCUCGCCCGCCCCCGCCCCCGCUCCCGGCGCGGCCCCCGACACCCAACUUCUGCACUCUCUCACACCUUUACUCUCUACUCUUCUGCUACUCUAUGCCAAAUAUAUACCCUUCGCAUACUGAGGAACGGGUGCGAUAGUUGAUUAGAUAAAUAGAAGACUUCUUUCGAUAAUGGCACUUACUUCGUUUAUACAAAGAAUUGUUUCUUUCGUACCGCGACUACCGCGAGCGUGCUUUGGUAAAGGUGUGAUUGAGUUUUAAAAUAUCGACGACAACAUAUCGGAACGAUGUCGGAACUGAGUCUUAGAAUUAAGUAUUAAUAACUGCGCAAAAUUAUGCACUGCCCGUUUUAGUAUUAUGACUAUGACUAUUUACGAUAAUUACUAAACCUAUUAGCGUAAUUCUAGUACCUAUUGAUGCAAUUUAUUAUUUCUUAAAAUGUUGUAUGUACAUUUUGAUCUCAGUAACGAUCGAGUUCGGUUUGAUGACAUGUAAGGUAUAUAACACCAUUCGUUUAGCUUCUGUACAGUUUGUAUUGUCCUUCGAUGUGAACAUAUGUUAUUUUUAUCUAAUUAACGAUCUACAUAUUACACCUAUUAAUAAGUGUAUUGUUUUUACCUUUAUAGUAUAUAGUUAAUAUUUGUCUAUCUACCUACUCAAAUGAUAUCUACGGAACUGCCUUAAUUAGAUGUAAUGCAAUUUUAAACCUACUUAAAUUGUAUAAAGUAUUUAUUAUCUACUCCUCACUAUUACUUCACUCUCUUAAUAAAUCUUCUUAAUUAAUACAUUAUUGAUUAAAUAUCUUAUGCUGGUUAAAAGAGGUACACAUAUUCUGUAAUCUGUAAAAUACAUUCUCUAGAGUUAUGUACCAAUAUUCAUUAACAUAGCGAUACUGAUAAUGUAGCAGUUAAAAUUAUAUACUGAAGUGGUGUGUGGAAGAUUAUGGCCUUAUGGAACUGUGAAAUAUAAAAUAAAUUGUAUUAUGGAAUGAUAGAAAUAUGAUGGAACAGGGGGGCUAUUCUACUCGUCAAAGCAAUAGAUUGUUUUUGUGGUUAUAAAAAUAGGCAUAUGCCAUGUCACAAUCUGUAAUUUUGACCUGUGGAAUAAAUCCCAGCUGAGUUGCCAAUCUGGGAAUGCUUUUGGAACUUUGUGGAAUGAUUAUGGUGCUUAUUAUAGUUAGUUUUUGUACAGAAUAAAUUCUCUUCGAAUAUUUUGAUAAGUGUGUCAUUGUGGUGUCAUAUUAAACUUAGAAUUAUUAUAAUGUUGCCAUCAUAAAGCAACUCUAUAGGAUAUUUUUUCCACAAUGUUUGCAUUUAAAUUAAUAUUAUAUCUUGUGCAAUCAGCAGUUGCAAAUUAUAGAUACUGUUUCCUAAAUAGAUAUUACUUUAAAUCCAUUUGUGAAAACUUCUGUUUAUCACCUAACAAUUCCUUUCUGUUCUUUAAUAUUAAACAGAAGAAAAGUGUUUUAUUACCUAUUUUUGGUCACAAGUAAUUUAAUAAUAACUGUGAUAUUUACUUAAAAAAUGCCACAAUUGAUUGGCGAUAAAAAUAAAUCAAAACUUUUAUAAUCUUCUAUUAAAUAACCUAUAUUAUUAUAGUACAUAAUUUUAUAUCUUUAUGUAAGUCAUUUUAGUUACUAUAAUACAAUAUUGUAUUAAGAAUAAAGAACUUUUUAUGGAUGUAUU
This is a messenger RNA of Leguminivora glycinivorella, 3515 nucleotides long. RefSeq names its product matrix metalloproteinase-2-like. Lineage: Eukaryota; Metazoa; Arthropoda; Insecta; Lepidoptera; Tortricidae. The annotation marks the transcript as partial. The record is from RefSeq and is a predicted model, not a curated record. Gene Ontology annotation, cellular component: extracellular matrix. The transcript has 10 exons. Gene Ontology annotation, molecular function: metalloendopeptidase activity; zinc ion binding. Gene Ontology annotation, biological process: collagen catabolic process; extracellular matrix organization; proteolysis.